CACAGGCCCCCCUCACUUCCAUCAAGGAUGAUGACAAUUGACUAAAGAUCCAUCUUUAACAUGCCUGCAAACACAGGUUCGUCACCAUAGUCAUACAAAGAUGGAUGACUAAUCUGAUCAUAAUAGCCAAGGCUCAAGCUGCCAAGAAGGCCGCCCUCAAAGGUGUCCAUGGUAACAGUGUCCGUAAGAUUCGUACGUCUACCCAUUUCCACAUUCCCAAGACAUUGGUCUUGAAGCGUACUCCCAAGUAUGCUCGCAAGUCUGUUGCCCAUGCCCCUCGCAUGGAUCAAUACCGUGUAAUUCGUCAACCCCUCAACACCGAAACUGCCAUGAAGAAGAUUGAAGAACACAACACAUUAACUUUUCUUGUGGAUGUCAAGGCAAACAAGAACCAAAUCAAGGAUGCUGUCAAGCGUCUUUAUGAUGUCGAAGCUGCUCAAGUCAACACACUCAUCAGACCUGAUGGCUAUAAAAAGGCCUUUGUUCGUUUGACUGCUGAUGUUGAUGCUUUGGAUGUUGCUAAUAAGAUUGGCUUUAUUUAAACAGUUUUGCAUAAGAAUAAAAUAAUUAAUUGGAUAGUUGCACAAGAUAAAAUAGUCUUCUGUCCCCCUCCCUUUUUUUUUGUUUCG
This is a messenger RNA of Gilbertella persicaria, 629 nucleotides long. Its product is annotated as ribosomal protein L23/L15e core domain-containing protein. The transcript is spliced from 2 exons. Gene Ontology annotation, biological process: ribosomal large subunit assembly; translation. The record is from RefSeq and is a predicted model, not a curated record. Lineage: Eukaryota; Fungi; Mucoromycota; Mucoromycetes; Mucorales; Choanephoraceae. Gene Ontology annotation, cellular component: ribosome; cytosolic large ribosomal subunit. The coding region runs from base 105 to 542 and encodes 145 amino acids. Gene Ontology annotation, molecular function: rRNA binding; structural constituent of ribosome.